Messenger RNA from Daucus carota subsp. sativus, 1206 nucleotides. RefSeq lists its product as uncharacterized. NCBI's taxonomy places the organism in Eukaryota, Viridiplantae, Streptophyta, Magnoliopsida, Apiales, Apiaceae. The coding region runs from base 1 to 1206 and encodes 401 amino acids. The transcript has a single exon. The record is from RefSeq and is a predicted model, not a curated record.
AUGUCGACCAAUGAUCGUAGUUGGAUGAAUCGUCGAUUAGAAAGUAACCGAAUAACACUUACUCCGGAAUAUAAAUUGGGUGUUGAGCAAUUUAUAAAAUUUGCAAUUGAGAAUAAAGGUGUAGUUGAAGAUUUGAUGAAGUGUCCAUGUGUUAAUUGUAAAAAUGGGACAUGGGAGACCAUUGAAAAUGUUAGAUAUCAUUUGAUAGCUAAUGGAAUUUGCUUGGGUUAUAAAAUUUGGACAUCUCAUGGGGAGUCAUCACGAAGAAAAAAUAAUCGUGUUCAAAAAGAAGUUGAAAAACCGGUAGACAUGGAAGCGAUGUUAAGAGAUGUUGGAGCCGAACCUAAGGCUUGUACUAGUAGAGUAGAAGAACCACCUAAUGCGGAUGCUUCCGAAUUUUACAAAGAAGUCAAUAGAUGUGGAACACCAAUAUAUCCGGGAAACACCAAUUACACAAAACUAUCUUUCACCACAAGGUUGUUGCACUUUAAGAAUGAAUCCCAUUGUAGUGAGAAAUCUUUUAAUUUGUUACUUGAGAUUAUUGGCGAUGUUCUUCCACCAAAACACACAUUACCAUCUACUUACUAUGAGGUGAAGAAAAUAGUAAAGGAAUUGAAGCUUUCAUACAACAAAAUUGAUGCUUGUGAAAAUAAUUGCAUGUUGUUUUAUGGGGAUGAUAAAGACAAAAAAGAUUGUGAUCAUUGUGGAAAGAGUCGUUACAAAGAAGCAUGUGGAAAAAAGAGUACCACAAUUCCUCGUAAGAUUUUAAGACAUUUUCCUCUUAUAGAUCGUCUCAAAAGAUUAUUUAUGUCGGAGCAUACGGCUAAACAAAUGACAUGGUACAAGAAUAGAGAGGUAAAAGAGGGAGAAAUUAGUCACCCCUCGGACGGAGAUGAUUGGAAAAAUUUUGACUUGCAACACCCUUCGUUUGCUAAGGAAUUUCGUAAUGUACGACUUGGUCUUUCAACCGAUGGUUUUAAUCCUUUUGAUAAUUCCGGUAAUAAAGUAUAUAGUCUUUGGCCGGUAGUAGUUGUUGUGUAUAAUCUUCCUCCAUCGAUGUCAAUGAAAAAACCCUACAUGUUUUUUACUCUCAUUAUUCCGGGUCCGGAUAAUACAAAGAAGGAUCUUCAUGUAUUUCUUCGUCCGCUUAUUGAUGAGUUAAAGAUUUUGUGGCAUAGUGGAGUUGAGACAUUUGAUCAAUCAUAA